CGCCCCCUGUUCCUGAAGCAUCCUCACAAGUCGAGAUGCAAGGUCUCGAGAUCACGUUCGGGUCGCCGCAGUACGAAGCCGCCGUGGCGCUGCGCUACGAGGUGCUGCGAAAGCCGCUGGGCAUGCAGUUUGAUCCUGAAGUCCUCGCCAAGGAAGGCUCGGACAUUCACGUGGGGCUCGUUGACGGCGACGCCCUUCUCGCCACCGCCAUGCUGCGUCCGGACGUCGACGGUGUCGCGUGGAUGAAGCAAGUCGCGGUGCAGCCAAGCAUGCACGGGAAGGGCCUCGGGCGCGUCCUCAUCGAAGCUCUCGAGACCAUCGCGCGGCAAAAGAGCUUUUCGCACAUCAAACUCCACUCGCGCGCCACCGCCGUCCCGUUCUACAAGAAGCUCGGGUACACGACGUUUGGCGAGCCCUUUGACGAGGUCGGGAUCCCCCACGAGGCUAUGGAGAAGGUUCUUCUCAUAGUGUAGCUACCUAUAAUCGACGUGUCAUGUUGUAGCAUGUCUUGUUGGUCCCACCCACCGUUUCGUGCAGGUUGAGCGGUUUCUAUCUAUCCAACUGUCUAUCGAUAUCACUGGGCAAACGAAAAGCUGCAUGGAUAGAAUAAAGUAAGAUCUUAGGUU
Molecule: messenger RNA, 626 nt
Organism: Saprolegnia diclina VS20
Lineage: Eukaryota; Oomycota; Saprolegniomycetes; Saprolegniales; Saprolegniaceae
Exons: 1
Coding region: 36-473 (145 amino acids)
Molecular function (GO): acyltransferase activity, transferring groups other than amino-acyl groups
Source: RefSeq, a predicted model, not a curated record